This is a messenger RNA of Cladocopium goreaui, 1467 nucleotides long. NCBI's taxonomy places the organism in Eukaryota, Dinophyceae, Suessiales, Symbiodiniaceae. The record is from the annotation of a GenBank genome assembly.
AUGACGCCUGAGCGGCCCGAGCCGUGUCCGCGGGAUCAGCUUUUUCUGGGUGGCCUCGGUGGUUUGAGCUCCUUCGGCAUCGAGGUGCUGCUGCAGAGCUACGCCGUGACGCAUCUUGUGCUCUGCGGCCGGCCUGACAAAGACGACCACGUGAGCCACGCGCAGCUGGCGCUGCAGGGCGGCAGCACGGAGCUGCACCUGGCACCGUUGGUGCCGGAGGAUCCCACGCAAGUGCUCCAGAUUUUGGAGGAGGCAGUGCAAUUCAUCCAAGAAGCUCUGGAGGAUGAUCUAAACAACGUCUUGGUCGCCUGUAGCAAGGGUGCAUCUCGCAGUGUGGUGGUGCUGCUGUCGUAUCUGACCACGACCAGUUCCUGCCACAGCGCCUUUGACUCGGUGGUAGCGUGUCGUUGGCGAAUUUGGCCCAGCGCACUGCUGGUGCAGUCGCUCUUGGAGAUGCGGAGGGACCAGGUGGUUCCGGCCCCCGCGGACACGUGGCACUUCUGCCGCCGCGUGGGCUGCCACGCAGCCUGGGCCACGGCGUGGCACAACGGGCAGCAGGUGAGAUAUGCGGAGGCGGAGAAGGCCUGGGACAGCACAGAAGAUGUCCCUUUGGAAGAGAAAUUUGCUGCCUGCAAGCAGAGUUUGUUGGGAAAAUCCGCAAGUGAACUGGCCAUGUACACUGAUCAAGCUCCUCCGGAUGCAUUGCCUCCACAUGCAGAGGUGACUGAUUUGAGGUGCAAUUUGAUGUUAUGUGGCUUGGGCGGACUCUCUGAGAAGCAGAUUGCUGCUUUGCUGACCUCCCACGGCAUGCAGCGGAUAAUUCUUUGUGGAAAACCCGGGCGUGAUUCGCACGUCACAGCCUUGCAGAAGGCAUUGCCGCUGGCUGGGCUUAGCGGUUCUGACAUGUAUCUGAUUCCUGUAGCAGACAGUGCGGCGGAAGAUUUGGGGCCGCAUUUCAAGGCUGCCGUUGAUUUCACCGGGCCAUGGAAGACCUUGGUGGCGUGCCGCCAAGGGGCCUCCCGCAGCGCCACUGUGGCCGCGGCGUGUUUGAUGGCGCAGGAGAAGGUCACUGCUGCGGAGGGGUUGAAGCAGAUCUAUGCUAAGAGAUGGCGUGUAUGGCCUAAUCCAGGUUUUGUCCUCCAACUGCUGAGCUAUGAACGUGGUUCAAAGGAAGCAGCUGCGGAUGCUGCGGAUUCUGAAAGCGAAGCCUUGCUGGAAAUGGUGGGGAUCAGAAGUGCAUGGGCCGCCAAUCAGCAAAAUCUGCAGGAGACGGGCUUUGGUCAGAAAGAAAUCACCAUGGAACAAGUGGCGAGCUUCUGGAAGCAAGCCUGCGCCGAGAGCAGCGAUGUCCAGCGACGCUUCGAGCGCUGCAAGGAAUUGACGCUGGGCGUUGACCUGGACACCUUCGGCGGAGACGGAGACCCAGAGGAGGGUAGCAAGAGACGCCGCGUGAAGGAAGGAAUUUGA